ACAAAAAAACAAAAAGCAUUCCCCGGAAACUGGAAUUAAUCAAUCGAAGAGGAGGAAAAUGGAGAGACUGUGAAAAGUGAGGAAAGUCUAGAAGUUUGAAAUAUUAAAUGAGAAGAUACUGAGGAAAGCUUCUGAUUGUUUAUAAAUCAACUUGAGCUUAGCUCUCAAACUGUGAAGAUUUGGGGUAAAAAAGAGCCAUCUUCCUCAGAUCUUUACCACUUCACACCAAUUUCGCCGCCGAAAGUAGAGUCAAAAAAUGUCGGUGCAAGAGUACCUCGACAAGCACAUGCUCUCUCGCAAAAUCGAAGACGCCGUCAAUGCCGCCGUCCGAGCUAAAACUCCCGAUCCCGUCCUGUUUAUCUCUAAUCAUUUGAAAAAAGCGGUUCCUUCAGUGAUAACGAAGGUAAAAGCUCGGCAGAUUCUUGAUAGCAGAGGAAUUCCUACUGUUGAAGUUGAUUUGUUCACUAACAAGGGAAUGUUCCGUGCUUCCGUGCCUAGUGGCGACUCCACUGGAAUGUAUGAGGCUGUUGAACUGAGAGAUGGGGACAAGGGAACAUAUCUUGGAAAUGCUGUGACAAAAGCUGUUAAGAACAUCAAUGCGAAAAUAUCUGAAGCGUUGGUUGGUAUGGAUCCAACAGUUCAGCUUCAAAUUGAUCAGGCCAUGAUAGACUUGGACAAGACAGAAAAGAAGAGUGAGCUUGGAGCAAAUGCUCUAUUAGCUGUGUCAAUCGCUGCAUGCAAAGCUGGGGCUGCUGAAAAGGAGGUUCCACUUUACAAACACAUAGCCGAUCUUUCUGGUAAACCCAGCUCAAUCCUUCCUGUCCCUGCCUUCACAGUUAUCAGGGGUGGAAAACAUUCUGGGAAUAGUAUGCCCAUUCAGGAUAUCAUGAUUCUCCCAACAGGAGCCAGCAGAUUUGACGAAGCCUUACAAAUGGGCUCUGAGACCUAUCAUCACUUGAAGGCUGUUAUUGCAGAAAAAUAUGGUGCAAAUGAAUGUAAUGUUGGUGAAGAUGGUGGUUUUUCUCCUAACAUCUCCAGUGUUAGAGAAGGAUUGGAUAUUGUCAAAGAAGCUAUCGGCAGAACGGGGUAUAAUGACAGAAUAAAGAUAGGAAUUGAUGUUGCUGCUACUGAUUUUUGCAUAGGUACAAAGUAUGAUUUAGAAUUCAAAUCUCCAAAUAAAUCCGGGCAAAAUUUCAAGUCAGGAGAGGAUAUGAUUCAGAUGUACAGAGAACUUUGCUUCGAGUACCCAAUUGCAUCUAUUGAAGAUCCCUUUGACAAGGAAGAUUGGGAACACAGCAAGCAUUUUUGCAGUCUUGGACUAUGUCAGGUGGUAGGAGAUGACUUGUUAAUGUCAAAUCCAAAGCGCAUGGAGAGAGCAAUACAUGAAUCUGCUUGCAACUCUCUUCUUCUCAAGAUAAAUCAGAUUGGAACAGUGACAGAAGCUAUUGAAGUGGUAAAGCUGGCAAAGGAAGCCCACUGGGGAGUGGUGGUGUCUCAUAGAUGUGGGGAAACUGAUGAUUCCUUCAUAGCAGAUUUAGCAGUUGCCCUUGGUGCAGGUCAGAUCAAAGCAGGUGCUCCUUGCAGAGGAGAGCGGUUGGCCAAGUACAAUCAGUUGCUUCGAAUCGAAGAAGAGCUCGGAGAUCAAGCAGUUUAUGCUGGCGAAGACUGGCGACCGUCAUGUUGAUUGUCCUUAUAGGGUUUAUACUGGCAUCUUCUUCUUUUCUUUGACGUUUGAGCCUUUGAAAUAGUUUAGCCAAUGUAUUUAAACAAUUUGUUGAUUGUCAAUUUUUUUUUUGGAAAGUGCAAAAUUAAUUAAUUAAACGUGGAAUAUAUCGUUUUUGAAGGGAAGUAAACGUGGAAUUAUAUAUAGAUAA
Messenger RNA from Theobroma umbraticum, 1874 nucleotides. It is a transcript of the gene ENOC, whose product is annotated as cytosolic enolase. The record is from RefSeq and is a predicted model, not a curated record. Gene Ontology annotation, molecular function: magnesium ion binding; phosphopyruvate hydratase activity. Gene Ontology annotation, cellular component: phosphopyruvate hydratase complex. NCBI's taxonomy places the organism in Eukaryota, Viridiplantae, Streptophyta, Magnoliopsida, Malvales, Malvaceae. Gene Ontology annotation, biological process: glycolytic process.